UCGUCGAUAAUUUGUCAAGGAUGGAAAGCAGCCAGCGAGAAGGGGAGCAGCUCAAAAGUGAGAUAACAGUUAAGCCAGAUUUCACUGUCAUACGUUACAGUCGAGUAUGGGAGGAUUGUGUUAUUCUUUGCAAAGGACUUGAUAUACAGCCCAGUGACGUGGUGCUAUCUAUAACGAGCUCUGGAGACAAUGUACUUAAUGUAUUGCUGAAGAAGCCAAAGAAAAUAUAUGCUGUUGAUAUGAGCCUGGCUCAGAAUGCAUUGCUGGAGCUAAAACUGGGAGCUAUAAGAAUAUCUCUAUCUCAUGAUAAGUUCCUUCAGCUAUUGGGUGAAGCUCCAUCGACUAAAAGGUUGGUGCUCUAUGAGUCAGUCAAGCCUUCUUUACCUAAAUAUGCACAGGAAUUUUGGGACUCCAAUCUUUCUGUCAUUGAGUCUGGCAUUGCCAAUGAAGGAACACUAGAAAAAUACUUAAAAGUAUUCAAUGAGAAGCAUCUACCUAAAGUAGUGUCAUCUGAACUGCUGGAUGCAUUCUUUGAGAGUCAGUCAAUUGAAGAACAGAGAAAAGUUUUUAAUCAAUUUCCAUUAAAAGAGUUAAAGGAUUUGAUAAGUUUGUAUUUCUCAAAAGAGAAGCUUGAAAAAAGACGCUCUGAGGCUCAGUUUCAACAUGCUAAGAUAGAAUCUGAUGAGGCUGGAGAAGCAUUCGCAAAAAGAUACUUUGUUGUGGCAGAAAACAUACCGGCUCAUGACAAUUUUUACUUCAGUCUGUUCAAUAGAGGGAUGAAGGGAUAUGAUCCUGCUAAUAAACCAAACUUUGCAGCUCCAUAUCUAGCAAAGGACAACUAUGAGGAGCUUAAAGGGUUGAUAGAUCGAGUUGUUGUAUGUACCAGCACAAUUGAAGAGCAAGUGAAGCAGAUACCAUUAGGAACAGUGACUAAAGCUAAUCUGUCUGAUAUAUUUGAGUAUACUAAUGAAGAAGUAUCUUGUAGUAUUUGUGAAUCGGUUGCCAAUGUUAUGGCUCCAGGUGGACGCAUUGUUUACUGGGAGCUACAAAACACCCGACCUGCACCCUCUAGUGUGUUCCAUUAUCAUGAGAAACUCUCAAAGGAGCUUCAUGCAGAGGACAGGGUGUUCUAUUACAAGUCAUUCAAUGUUUAUGAAAAAAAAUGAAAUGAACAAUAAUAAUUUAUAAGGAUGCACAAUGUGAAAAUUAUAAUUUAAUAUUUUGAGACUGAAGAAAACGUUUUUCCUCCCUUUAGACUUGUGAA
Molecule: messenger RNA, 1264 nt
Organism: Amphimedon queenslandica
Lineage: Eukaryota; Metazoa; Porifera; Demospongiae; Haplosclerida; Niphatidae
Exons: 8
Coding region: 21-1166 (381 amino acids)
Source: RefSeq, a predicted model, not a curated record